This is a messenger RNA of Pleuronectes platessa (European plaice), 1178 nucleotides long. Its product is annotated as histone H4. The transcript has a single exon. Bases 89 to 400 code for a protein of 103 amino acids. Gene Ontology annotation, cellular component: nucleosome. Gene Ontology annotation, molecular function: structural constituent of chromatin; protein heterodimerization activity; DNA binding. Gene Ontology annotation, biological process: nucleosome assembly. The record is from RefSeq and is a predicted model, not a curated record. Lineage: Eukaryota; Metazoa; Chordata; Actinopteri; Pleuronectiformes; Pleuronectidae.
UGUCUUCUACCAGGUCCUCAGUCAGGCUAUGAGUAGCUGUGGUUCCGCGGAGCAGGGUAUUGACUAGAUCUCAUCUUACUGAAGAAAGAUGUCUGGACGAGGAAAGGGAGGAAAAGGGCUCGGUAAAGGAGGCGCAAAGCGUCACCGUAAAGUUCUCCGUGAUAACAUCCAGGGAAUUACCAAGCCCGCCAUCCGCCGCCUGGCUCGCCGUGGCGGAGUGAAGCGUAUCUCCGGUCUGAUCUACGAGGAGACCCGCGGCGUGUUGAAGGUUUUCCUUGAGAACGUGAUCCGCGAUGCUGUCACCUACACCGAGCACGCCAAGAGGAAGACCGUCACCGCCAUGGACGUGGUGUAUGCUCUGAAGAGACAGGGCCGCACUCUGUACGGCUUCGGCGGAUAAACUUACUUUCCAACAGCUCAACAACACAACGGCUCUUUUAAGAGCCACACACUUCGUCAAUGAGAGCUCACAUCCUCUGCUCAACAACAAUAAGUCGUUCUCCGAGUAGAUGUCUUACAAUGUCAAGAUUCUGAAGUUAUUUCAUAUCAAAACAUCAAAUAAUGCAAUUAUAAAUCGUAGUUUCCUCUUUAAUUUCUAAAUUUAAGUUACACUUGAAAGCCGUUUGUUUAUAUUUAUACUGUUAUUUAUAUAUACACAAGUGUGUGUAUAUAUAUAUAUAUAUAUAUAUACUGUAGUAACAUCAGACGGAGCUGCUCUCUAGAUAUGUGAACUGGAACAACGUCCACUACCAGUUGAACUCUCUUGCAUGUCCUGUCAGAAGCUUUGUUUUCCAGUAGCUCAGCUUCUCCCGUUUUAUUGCAGCUUCUUAUCUGUUCUGAGUUUUGAAAAUGACCAAUGGAGCUGCACAAACUUGAUCAGAACACUAAGUUUAAUUUAAAAAUUGUUUAAAUCUUUUUUCAGGACCAGGGACAGAGCUGUGUGAUUAGGUGCUGCACCUGACCAGUUUGUUGAUUUGAAUGGAUGUUGAGGUGCAGCCGCUUUACGCUUCAAGUCUGUGUAGAAACACACGGGUGAAAAACGAGUAACCCCCUGUAUCUACAUAACUUUAAAAUAAACAAUAAUCUGACCACAAAUUGAGGAAUUUACAUUAUUCAUUCCAUCUUUCACUCAAGCACGUGGAGAGUGGUAAGACAACCAGAAAAACAGAAAUGUUGGU